GGCGAACACAAAUACACUUCAACAUUCUCACUCAACUACUCACCAUCACUACUCACCUACACUUGCCCUUUUACACGCCUAAGAACGUCUUCACCGUUAACAACAGUUCAUUUUGAGAUCUUACAUCAUGGCCUUGCCUCGGACAGCGGGGACGUUCAGCGCCAUGUCCACCUCCGCUUUUAACAGAUUUGCCGCCUCAACCUCCUCCGCCGCACGAAACUGUCCGCAAUGCUCACGAGCCUUCUCAUCAUUCACACCAUACCGACAGUCCUCCAAGCGUCAACUACAAACAGCGACUGCAUACCGACCCUCGUCGUUGGGUCUGGAGCCGCCGCCACGGAAUUUUGGGGUGCCGAACACGUCGAUAGCGGGCGGAAUACCCGAGGUCCGCAAUUCAAUGCCAUCACAAUCGUCGCAAGAGCAACGAGAUAUUCCUACGUGGAACCAAUACAAGAGCACCAAAAUUUCGGAAGGCGAGGCUCAGAAAUCCCAACCGCAACAGCCAGCCAAACCUCUCAGGCCGCGCAGAUACAAAUUCGGCCCACGCAAAGCGACCAUCACCCUGUCUCCAUCCGCCGUUUCACAUCUUAGAGAGCUAUUGAAUCAACCAGAACCAAAGUUGAUAAGAAUCGGCACCAAGGCCAAAGGUUGCUCAGGAUUGGCGUAUCACUUGGAGUACGUGGACAAGCCAUCUAAGUUGGAUGAACAAGUGGAUCAGGAUGGCGUCAAGGUCCUCAUCGACAACAAGGCCCUUCUGAAUAUUAUUGGCAGCGAGAUGGAUUGGCUCGAGGACAAGCUUAAUCAGAGAUUUGUCUUCAAGAACCCUAAUAUGACGGAACAAUGCGGAUGUGGAGAGUCGUUCAGUGUCGGAUAAUUACAAUACUGAUCACUCGAAACUUUCUUUCUCAUUCUUCUAAUCAUGUUUCUCUGGCUUGUCCGAUGCAUCUCCGGCUAAGGCAUUUGAGGAUUACAAAUCCACAUUCGAUGACCGUUGGGAUCAAAACUUUCCAGGAGUAAAGUCAAGAACCCGAACAUUCUGUACUACGGCGCCAACACUCUUUACAAAGGCCAGGUGGGCAGGAUCUUUGUUCAAAUAAUACUCGCGAUCCUCCUCGUUGUCAAACUCGGCGACGAAGCCAUGACUCAAUCCACCUGCAUGCCCUUCAGGACUAUUAUUUCUCCCACCAACGAGCGACUUCACAUAUGGUUGUUGGGUCGUUGGGUGGAUGCACUGCUCUCGCAGUGCCAUCAUGCUUUUGCAUGUCU
This is a messenger RNA of Aaosphaeria arxii CBS 175.79, 1266 nucleotides long. RefSeq lists its product as uncharacterized. NCBI's taxonomy places the organism in Eukaryota, Fungi, Ascomycota, Dothideomycetes, Pleosporales. The record is from RefSeq and is a predicted model, not a curated record. The transcript is spliced from 3 exons. The coding region runs from base 128 to 874 and encodes 248 amino acids. Gene Ontology annotation, biological process: iron-sulfur cluster assembly. Gene Ontology annotation, molecular function: 2 iron, 2 sulfur cluster binding. Gene Ontology annotation, cellular component: cytoplasm; mitochondrion.